AGAACUCGGUCAGCAGUUCACUAAAAUCAAAGAUUCCGAAAGGGUCCGGAAGACUGGCAGAGAAGAAGGCAGCCUGUCUUGGGAGAAAAUGGGUAGUUGCAGUGAUGGCAAAGGUGAGGUUGAUGCCCUGCCUCCCAUCCCAUUUGAUAGACAGCUGGAAGAGGGGUCAGAUACGCAGCUUCCCCCGUCUUCAGGACUGGGAGGGAAAAGCCUCAUUCUGCUGAAGACGGUACAUUUGAAGGAAGGUGAGGAUGAUUUCGAGGGGGCUCCUCCUGCCCAUCAGCAGGACAGCCUGCACACCUUGACGCAGCGAGAGGCAAGCAUCCUGCAUCCUUUGGAGGUGGUCCCACAGAGCGAAGCUGCAGGAGAGGAAAGCCUGGUGAUAAGUUUGCCGGAGGUUUUCUAUGCAAUCCCUGAAAUGGAAGGGGUGCACACCCACAGCCUGAAAGAAGUGCAGGUGUUAAAUCAUGGGAGUGAAAGGUCGGCGGAGAAGACCCCGGACGCCCUUCGGUUUCAUGUGCAGUUGCAGAUGGAUAGAAGUAAAUAUACAAUUGCAGCUGGUGGUAAGGACCAGCAGGUCUUUGUAGCCGAGGAAGACAGAAUCGGCCGUUCCCUUGCGAUGGAGGAGGCGAAACCUCUGAGCGGCAGAAGGAAAGCAGGUGCCUCCCUGUGCCACAGCUCUGAAAACAAGGACCGGAACAAGGAACAGCGUCCUGUUGUGACCAUGAAAGCCCACGACAACCGAGUCCACGGGGAAGAAGCACGUCAGGCCUCCAUCGCCACGUGA
This is a messenger RNA of Zootoca vivipara (common lizard), 787 nucleotides long. NCBI's taxonomy places the organism in Eukaryota, Metazoa, Chordata, Lepidosauria, Squamata, Lacertidae. The record is from RefSeq and is a predicted model, not a curated record.